Molecule: messenger RNA, 1051 nt
Organism: Megalopta genalis
Lineage: Eukaryota; Metazoa; Arthropoda; Insecta; Hymenoptera; Halictidae
Gene: Pfdn2
Product: prefoldin 2
Biological process (GO): protein folding
Cellular component (GO): prefoldin complex
Source: RefSeq, a predicted model, not a curated record
AUGCGUACAUAGAUUGGUUAAUCUCACGCGUGUAGAAGAGAGUAAUGCGAAACGCCUAAUAUGGCUAGCGAUAAAAAAUCAGGAAAAUCUUCCAAAGGUACAAAAUCCACUGCUGAAAUAUUGUCGGAAUUUCAAACGCUACGCAAUGAGCAACGAACAAUGGCUAAUAAAUUAUCGGAAAUGGAGAUGGAAUUAAAUGAACACAAGAUUGUAAUUGACACAUUGAAGCAUGUCGAUCCAAAAAGGAAGUGUUACAGAUUAACGGGAGGUGUACUAUGCGAGCGCACUGUAGAAGAUGUAAUGCCUGCGUUAACAACAAACAAGGAACAGCUUAUAAAGAUCAUAGAUGGAUUCAAUGAUCAAUUAACAAAGAAAGGAAUUGAAAUUAAUGAAUUUAAAGAAAAGCAUAAUAUUAGAAUUAAGGGCCAGCAGGAUGUGCAACCGCAACAGCAAAGUGAAGAACCAAAAGAAGCGAAAAGAAGCACAGUUGUUGUUAAUUCAUUGUUGAGCAACUAUGCUUAAAAUCAAAAAUUUCGCUUCGAAUAUAUGCUACAUUUCGAUUUAAAUACUGUUUCGACAUUUGCUUUCUUACUAUUCUGAGAUAUCGUUCUGUUCAUACACAGUUCUUCAAUAUUUUAACAACAGUGUAUUUUUUAUGAAAUGUAUUUAUUCGUUUUCGUUUCUAAUUAAUAGUAUACAAUUUUAAUAAUUACUUUAUUAUUUUGAACUAUUAUUUUCUUAAAUUAAUUUAUCGUUAAAAGUUGUAAAAUACAAUGUAUUCAAUUCAAAAUUCACAAAUAGACAGCUAAAUUAACAUUACAAAAUUGUAAUGCGUCGUAUUUUUUGUUAUACUAGUGAUGAAACCAGAAGUUUGUCAUAAAAACAUGAAGAUGCAACAAUAUUAUUAGAAACAUUAUACCUUCAUUGAUUAUUAGUAUAAUUAAAUAAAAUGUUGUUUAUCAAAGUGCAUGUACAGUAUAGUUUCAGCACUAUACCAUUUCUAAACUUAUUACAUAUGAAGGGAUAAAAAUAUACGUUUUUCGUGCAAGUA